Molecule: messenger RNA, 822 nt
Organism: Stegostoma tigrinum
Lineage: Eukaryota; Metazoa; Chordata; Chondrichthyes; Orectolobiformes; Stegostomatidae
Product: protein rtoA-like
Exons: 3
Coding region: 1-822 (273 amino acids)
Source: RefSeq, a predicted model, not a curated record
AUGUCAGCUUCAGAGUUUGGAGUUCCAUCAACCAGGUCUGGAAUAAGUCAGUAUUCAACAACAGUAACCACCAUGUGCCCAGAGGUGAAUCCUGGAGCAGUGGCAGGUGUGAGGAGCGAGUCGCAGAGCAGCACAUGGAGCGAGUCCCGGAGUAGCACAGGGAGCGAGUCCCAGAGCAGCUCAGGGUGUGAGUCCCAGAGCAGCACAGGGACUGAGCCCCAGAGCAGUACAGGGAGUGAGUCUCAGAGCAGCAUGGGAAGCGAGUCCCGGAGCAGCACAGGGUGUGAGUCCUGGAGCAGAAUAGGGAGUGAAACCAGGAGUACCACAGAGAAUGUAUCCAGGAGCAGCACAGGGAUCGAGUCCUGGAGCAGCAUGGGGAGUGAGUCACAGAGGUCACGGGGAGCGGGUUCUGGAGCAACACAGGGAGCAAAUCCCAGAGCAGCGAAGGGAAUGAGGCCCAGAGCAGCACAGAGAAUGUAUCCUGGAGCAGCGCAGAGCAGCGCAGGGAGUGAGUCCCAGAGCAGCACAGGGAAUGAAUCCCGGAGCAGCAUGGGGAGCGGGUCUCAGAGCAGCGGAGGGUGUGACGCCCAGAGCAGCAUAGGCAGCGGGUUCUGGAGCAGCACAGGGUGUGAGGCCCAGAGCAGCAUGGGGAAUGAGUUCUGGAGCAACACAGGGAGCAAAUACCAGAGCAGUGAAGGAAAUGAGGCACAGAGCAGCACUGAGAAUGUAUCCUGGAGCAGCAUAGGGAAUGUGUCCCAGAGCAGCACGGGGAGAGAGUCCCAGAGCAGCACAGGGAGCGAGUCCCAGAGCGGCACAGGGUGA